AUGCCCUGGUUCUUUUUAUUUAUUGUGUUUAUUCUUAAAUUUGCAAGUGGUGAUUAUGUGAAGCUACCAGGUAAUUCUGAUAUUGGUAACCUGAAGUUACAAUCAGGAUAUCUGGAAGCGAAUGAGAACGGAACACAGAGAAUGUUUUAUUUACUUCUGGAAUCUCGUGAUCUACCUUCUGAAGAUGCUCCUCUGAUAAUCUGGUUUAAUGGAGGACCUGGCUGCUCAUCACUUGGUGCAUUUUUUGAAGAAUUCGGACCAUUAUAUGUAAACUUUGAUGGAAAAUCAUUGUUUGAAAAUGUCAAUUCUUGGUAUCAUAAAGCUAACAUCCUUUUCCUGGAAUCACCCAUCGGAGUAGGAUUCUCGUAUGACCUGGAAGUCAAGAAUGUAUCGAAAGGGGAUGAUGAUGGAAUUGCUGCACAGAACUUUAAUGCGGUCUUGGACUUUUUUGAGAACAAACAUUCAUCUUAUGUAAAGAAUGAUUUCUUCAUUGCUGCAGAGUCUUAUGGAGGAGUUUAUGGCCCGAUGUUAUCUGCAUUGGUGGCUGAAUCCAUUGCCAAAAGGGAAUUCCCGAAUGAGAAUUUCAAAGGGUUGAUGAUAGGAAACGGAUACAUGAAUGUGAAGUUAUCAACGAAUACCAUGAUUCUGUGGAGUGCAUAUCAUGCGAGAACUUCUCCGGAUGAAUGGGAUGAGAUAAAGAUCAAAUGUAAAACUGAUGGAGCUCGGGAUGUGGAUAGUUAUGAUUUCAUGCAGUUCAUGACAACCACCAACAAAAUGGAUUACAUGGUUGACAACAAAACAGAGUGCGGUAGAUUGAUCGAACCGCUUCUAGGACAAUUUACGGAGAACUGGGAAGGCUAUGACUUUUUCAAUUACUAUCAUGAUUGUUACACGAACUUCUCACUUCCAAAUACUACGGAUCCGAUUAAAGAGACUUUGAAGCUAGCACCUCGCAAAGGAAUCUCUGCUUUAUGGAAUAAGUACUCAACUGAUGAUAAAACAUCAUACAGUUGCUGGGAUGACGUGGCUAUUCAUAAGUAUUUGAAGUUAUCAGAAGUUGAGAAAGCAUUGAAAAUUGAUAGCGAGUGGUUGAAAAGGAAAGAGAAAUGGAAAGUUUGCAACAUGGCAAUUUAUGAUCAAUAUGUGAUGACACAUCAAGACAUGACUCCAUUUUUCACAAAACUAUUCAAUAAUUAUACGGGUCCUGCGUUCCGAGUUUUGAUCUACAAUGGAGAUGUCGAUACGGCUUGUAAUUAUAUGGCAGAUGGCUAUUUUACAGUGAAAUAUACUCCUUGGUAUUAUUCUGAUAACAAGGUGUUGGCUGGGUAUUACAUGAGAUACGAGGGAGCAAAUCGCUUGGGAUCAAAGUUGUCGAUUGAUGUGGGUGCUGGACACUUUGUCCCACUAGACCGCCCGGGACCAUCCUACCAAAUGAUUAAUAAUUUCUUGUCUGCUCAACCUGGAAAACUCGCCAACUAUACCCUACCGAUAUAA
Caenorhabditis remanei is the source of this 1494-nucleotide messenger RNA. RefSeq lists its product as uncharacterized. The record is from RefSeq and is a predicted model, not a curated record. The transcript has 12 exons. Gene Ontology annotation, biological process: proteolysis. Gene Ontology annotation, molecular function: serine-type carboxypeptidase activity. Bases 1 to 1494 code for a protein of 497 amino acids. Lineage: Eukaryota; Metazoa; Nematoda; Chromadorea; Rhabditida; Rhabditidae.